Molecule: messenger RNA, 861 nt
Organism: Trypanosoma grayi
Lineage: Eukaryota; Euglenozoa; Kinetoplastea; Trypanosomatida; Trypanosomatidae
Exons: 1
Coding region: 1-861 (286 amino acids)
Source: RefSeq, a predicted model, not a curated record
AUGGGCAAUUCUACGCGGGAGGGGGCCAGCACAUCAUCCUUUCAGGCCGGGCCCCCCGGGCGGCCCCCACUUGGGAGGGAUCAGCUGGCACAGGUCCUUCCGCCAUUAAAAACUUCGGCAAACGAGGUCGCAGUGAUCGCGGCACCGUCAGACAACCCAUAUGUGACAGCACUGGCGUCCGAGGCGAAUCGCAUAGCCAAGGGUAUAUGGACCCAUUCGGCUUGGGAACAAAGGGUGUCCAUCAUGCGAAGAUUCUGCGACUUCACAAAAAGGAACGAUCUCGAGGUUCGGGAGGAAAACGUUCCUCUUUUUAUUGUAAGUCUACAACUCACCAAGAGCAGCGCGGUGCAAUACACAAGAACUUUGUUGACCUUACUGGCUUCAGGGAGAUCACCGGCCUGGAUGUUUUUGGCCGGUCUUCAAAGGAAAGCUGCCGCAGACCCCAUAAAACGGGCCCGCCCCAUGGAGAGGUGGGAAUUGGAUCUCAUCAGCGAUAUUUUAACCUUGGAAAACGACCGGGUUGCCCUGCGACUCGCUUGGGUUACAGCCAGUCGGUGGGGCGAAAUCGCUCUACUCCAAAAUGAAAAUUUCAUUCCCCACCCUCAAACCAAGGAAGCCCCCAUUGUAGACGGGGCGCCCUCCCAAAGACAUUCAAAACCGACCCCCACAGAGCGGCACGACAUGUGGACAUUGGUGGGGACGAUGCAAAAAGGGCAAGAUGUGUCACCAAGAGAAUGGUGGAGGGGAACGGCCCACAACGUUAACCACAAGAGGCAUGGAAAAUGUACUCCGCCCCUUCGUCAUGACAGUGCAUUCCAUAAAAAGAGGGGCACUGGCGCAUGCAGCCGCAGCAGUGAUUGA